Lolium perenne is the source of this 654-nucleotide messenger RNA. The record is from RefSeq and is a predicted model, not a curated record. Lineage: Eukaryota; Viridiplantae; Streptophyta; Magnoliopsida; Poales; Poaceae.
AUGUCGGACUGCCUGGAGACCCUCACGUCCGCCAGCGACAGCUUCCGGCUCGCCGUCGCGUCCGACGCAGCCUGCUGCUCCACCUCGCCGCGGGAGUCCGCGGUGCGCGCGCUCGGGAACAUCGUCUGCGCCGUCGACCCCGACACCCUCGUAUCCCUCGGCGCGCUCCCGCGGCUGGCGCACGUGCUGCGAGUCGGGUCCCCCGGCGCGCAGCAGGCGGCGGCGUCGGCGGUGUGCAAGAUCUCCGGCAGCGGCGAGAGGGACAUGAAGCGUCUCAUCGGCGAGCACGGCUGCGUGCCGCCGCUGGUGCGGAUGCUGGACGCCAAGUCCGCCGGCGCGCGCGAGGCGGCCGCGCAGGCGCUGGCGAGCCUGGCGGCGCACCCGGCCAACGCGCGCGAGACGAGGAGGGACGAGCGGAGCGUGCCGAGCCUGGUGCAGCUGCUCGACCCGAGCCCGGCCAACACGGCCAAGAAGUACGCCGUCGCGUGCCUGCUGGCGCUGUCGUCGGCGAAGCGGUGCAAGAGGAUGAUGAUCUCGCAUGGUGCCAUUGGGUACCUCAAGAAGCUCACCGACAUGGAGGUCGCCGGCGCCGGGGACCUGCUCGAGCGGCUGGAGGAGCGCGGCAGGCUCCGGAGCAUCUUCAGUAAGAGCUGA